CUAAGCUCUGAAGAUGUGGUAUCCUUUGGGACUGCUGAUGCUGCUUAACUGGAGUCCCAUUUCGUUGGCACAGAACAGCAGUGAACCGCCGUUGGGCAAGAAUUGGGACGACAAUGACGAUGACAAUACUCCCAUUGGCAGCGAGAAGGAGCUUUCGGAUUUAGUGAUCACCACAGCUUUGGGCAAGAUUCGAGGUACCAUAUUGCCUUCACAGGCUGGACACAACUUCUACGCUUUUCGAGGCAUACCCUAUGCCAAGGCGCCCGUGGAGAAUCUGCGUUUCAAAGCGCCUGAGCCGAUUGAGCAGUGGUUUGAUAUAUUCGAUGCCACCUUUGAUGGACCCAAGUGCCCGCAACCAGGACUUUUUAGCGAGGAUGUGAGCGAGGAUUGCCUCAAGCUGAACAUCUACUCGCGCGAAUUACCCAGCGAAUCAGAUCCGAAUCCAAAGAGGCCCGUCCUGGUGUUCAUACAUCCUGGUGGCUUCUAUUCGCUUUCGGGUCAGAGCAAAAACUUUGCAGGUCCGCAAUACUUUAUGGACCGCAACCUGGUGCUAGUCACAUUCAACUAUCGCCUGGGCACACUUGGAUUUCUUGCCACAGGAACUGAACAGGCGACAGGCAACAUGGGUCUUAAGGACCAAGUGCAGCUGUUGCGCUGGCUGAAACUGCACAUCUCGCGAUUUGGCGGCAAUCCCAAUGAGAUCACACUACUAGGCUAUGGAGCUGGUGCUAUGGCCGUCACCCUGCACAUGGUAUCACCCAUGUCGCGGGGUCUCUUUCAUCGAGCCAUUCUGAUGAGUGGCGCCGCAACUGGUCAAUGGUCGCCACCAGAGCACCAAAUGGAUGUGGCAAAGAAGCAAGCGGCGUUGCUCCAAUGCACAACAGAGAACAUCAAUGAAAUGCUCAACUGUCUUCGUGGGAAACAUUAUCUGGAAUAUGCGAACACGCUGCCUCACAUGUUUGACUUUGCACGCAAUAAUCCCUUGAUAUUGUGGAAACCCGUCAUAGAACCGGACUUUGGGCAGGAACGCUUCCUCAUCGAGGAUCCCGUGCGAAGCUAUCAGAACGGCGAUCACAUGAAGAUUCCCAUUAUAACGGGCAUGACGAAGGAUGAGUUCGUGGGUCCAGCCAUUUCCAUCCUGCAAAGUCCGUCCCUGCUGACUGCCUUCAAUGAGAAGUUCGACAGCCUAGCUCCCAUCUGCUUCCUGUACAAUGCUAGCAAUCCUCGAGCGCAGAACAUCAGUCACGAGCUGAGGCAGCAAUACUUUGGCCAGGAGCUCAUCAGUGCCAACAGUUCGCUGACGUCGCUUGCUUCGCUUUUCUCGGAUGCCUUAACGGGAUUCAGCGUGCAUCGAUUUGUUCACCUGGCAGCCAGGACCACCAAGGUGUACUACUACCGCUUCUCCUAUCAAGGUACUCGCAGUCACAUCCAUUAUCCGGAAGAUGCGCCGUAUGGCGUGGUGCACCACGAUGAUCUCAUGUAUCUAUUUGUGGAGCCUUCAAUCAGUCGCAUGUUCACUGAAGACGAUGCCGAGUUUCGAAUGGUGAAUAUCAUGACACGCAUGUUCUCGGCCUUCGUCUACAAGGGUGACCCUAAUAAACCAACUGAUCUGCAACUACGUGAGAUUCGCUGGAGACCAUUCAGCUUCAAGAAGCGCUACUAUUUGGAUAUUGGCAAUGAGAUCGUUCUGCACGAGGGUCUCAACUCUGAACGCUAUGAGCUUUGGAAGCGUUUGUUUCCUCUCAAUUGGCGACGACAGUCUAAGGAUCAGUGAUUCAUCUGAGAUGAGGGUUUACAUAGCUUGUGUACCCUAC
Messenger RNA from Drosophila albomicans, 1814 nucleotides. RefSeq names its product juvenile hormone esterase. The record is from RefSeq and is a predicted model, not a curated record. Bases 14 to 1774 code for a protein of 586 amino acids. The transcript has 3 exons. Lineage: Eukaryota; Metazoa; Arthropoda; Insecta; Diptera; Drosophilidae.